GCAAAUUAUGUACCGUUUACUCCCACUCCGGAAAUUUGGCGAGGAAUCCGUGCUCGGAAAAGUUGUCAUAAUCACCGGAGCAGGAACCGGUCUAGGGAAGUACGUCGCGCAUGAAAUGGUCAAAAGGGGUGCCAAAGUUGUUAUGGCUGUACCUGACUUGGCUCAAGGCAACGCUGCAAAACUCGACAUUAUCCAACAAUCUCACUGUGACCCUGACGACCUUGACCUUGUCCACGUUAACCUCUCGGAUCUAUCAUCGGUACGCAGAUUUGCUUCUACAUUAACAAAAAGAUACUCCAAAAUCGACAUUCUCAUCAACAACGCCGGAAUUUCGUUAAACUCGAGCCACCUGACGAAGACCGUUGACGGGUUUGAGGAGCACAUGGGCGUCAACCACUUGGGCCACUUCCUCCUAACGAAUCUACUCUUGCCCCAGUUACGCCGGUCCGAGUCGGCCCGCGUCGUCAUGGUGUCAUCGACCAUGAUGAUGUAUGCAAAUUUGAAUCUAGACGAUUUUAUGGGACGUAAGGGAAGAGGGCGUGGAGUUUUGAAUGUGAUGCCCUACUCCAAUUCCAAGAUGGCGAUGGCGCUUUUUUCAAAAGAGUUGGCGAACCGGGAAAAAGAGAGAAUUAAAUGCUACGCGUGUUGCCCGGGAAUUGUGAAAGGAACCAGAAUUUUUGAAAAGUACGCGGGUUCAGUCGUUGAGAAGUUUGUGAACCUGGUUGCAAUCAGUAUUCCUAUGGGCGCCAACACAAUCCUUUAUUGUGCCCUGGGACAUAAAACUGCUUCAAAGUCUGGGCAGUUUUUUCGUUUUGAGGAAAGAUUUUCAUCUGGGGAAGCCCUCUUAAAGGACGAUUAUGUCAAAGCAGUCUGGAACCUAAGUGCUAGUCUUGUUGAAUGUGAAGAAAGCAGUAAGCCGGAUCGUGGUAACGUGUAGAAUUGGAGAUUUUAAUUUCUAAGUAGGUUUUCAACCGGUAUGUUAAGA
Molecule: messenger RNA, 985 nt
Organism: Folsomia candida
Lineage: Eukaryota; Metazoa; Arthropoda; Collembola; Entomobryomorpha; Isotomidae
Product: retinol dehydrogenase 12
Exons: 3
Coding region: 8-937 (309 amino acids)
Source: RefSeq, a predicted model, not a curated record